UUCGCUUCCUGGGUCGUGUGACCUUGGUUGUGGUUGCCUUCUUCGUAGCGCGUUGUCCCGACCCACGACCGCGAUGCUGACGCUGCGCUGUGGCCCCCGCCUGAUCGGCCUGCUCUCUGGCCAGCGCUCCGCAACGCUGCUCCUCUCCGCGACCCGUGCCUACAGCGACAGCGGAGCACGCGACCCGAACUCCUCCUCCCGGAACCCUCUCGUGUACUUGGACGUGGGCGCCGAUGGGCAGCCUCUCGGCCGCGUGGUGCUGGAGCUAAAGGCAGAUGUUGUGCCAAAGACAGCAGAGAACUUCAGAGCCCUGUGCACUGGUGAGAAGGGCUUCGGCUACAAAGGCUCCACCUUCCACAGGGUGAUUCCAUCCUUCAUGUGCCAGGCUGGUGACUUUACCAACCACAAUGGCACGGGAGGGAAGUCCAUCUACGGAAGCCGCUUUCCUGACGAGAACUUCACACUGAAGCAUGUGGGGCCAGGUGUCCUGUCCAUGGCGAAUGCAGGCCCCAACACCAAUGGCUCUCAGUUCUUUAUCUGCACAAUAAAGACAGACUGGUUGGAUGGCAAGCAUGUUGUGUUCGGCCAUGUCAAAGAGGGCAUGGAUGUCGUGAAGAAAAUAGAAUCUUACGGCUCAAAAAGCGGGAAGACGUCUAAGAAGAUCGUUAUCACAGACUGUGGCCAGUUGAGCUAACUCACAGCCAAGGUGCAAGGACAGUAGCAGCCGGCCGUGGGUUGAUUCACCCAGGUGCUCCAAGCACAGGUGUCCCCUACUGAGUAUGAAGAAGCUACUCAGGCACACAGUCCUUCACAGGACCAGGCUGCUCUUAACUGACCAUCCUUCCUCAGAUCCUGUUUCUGGGCAUCAGUGUGGCCAUCGGGCCAUGCAAGCGUUCCCUUGAUUGCCAUUCAUGUGUGCCUUGGACAUUGACCUGCUGACCAGUUAGCAUCCAGGGAAGGGUCCUAACUUUUUCCUUGCCCAGUGGGGACAGCAGUUACUUUUAAUGUUGUCUUCCUCAUAGAAGCGAAACUGUGACACUAACUGCACUGUACAAGCCACAACCCCCUGAGCCUGGCUUCUGAUACAUAACUCAGAGCUCUUGUGAAAGUUUCGAGAUCAAUGCCUUUCCUCCCAGUUACUGUGAAUCCUGCUGGUUGGCUGCUGGGACUUUUGAAGGGAGCCCGUGGGACAGAAGCAGCUGGACCUGGGGGCAGACCUGUGAGCUGGGGCUGUCUGCUCAAUGUGAAUUCCUGUGUUGAAACCUGCCCAUGUGCAUACUGUCCUGAGGAGGAACGUGUGUCCUGGCAGGCUUUGCUUUUCCUAUAUGUUAAAGAAAGCCAAUUUGUCAAUGAUAAUAUAUGUAAAAGAUUUCUGGAACGGUCCUUGUGUUCACCUCAAAUGUGAUAAUAAAUCCUGUUUUCUAAAAAAACGUCUCUGGAAAGAAA
This is a messenger RNA of Microtus oregoni (creeping vole), 1446 nucleotides long. RefSeq names its product peptidylprolyl isomerase F (gene Ppif). Lineage: Eukaryota; Metazoa; Chordata; Mammalia; Rodentia; Cricetidae. Bases 74 to 694 code for a protein of 206 amino acids. The transcript has 6 exons. Gene Ontology annotation, molecular function: peptidyl-prolyl cis-trans isomerase activity. The record is from RefSeq and is a predicted model, not a curated record. Gene Ontology annotation, cellular component: mitochondrion. Gene Ontology annotation, biological process: regulation of mitochondrial membrane permeability involved in programmed necrotic cell death; cellular response to hydrogen peroxide; protein peptidyl-prolyl isomerization.